CCCCCGACAUCCACCAUGGUGAAAGAACGCAAAUUCUAUGAUUUGCUCGAGGUUCCAGAGGACGCAUCAGAGGCGGACCUCAAGAAAGCGUACCGCAAAAAAGCGCUCCGAUUACAUCCUGACAAGGGUGGCGACCCCGAGCUGUUCAAAGAGGUGACGCAUGCCUACGAAGUUCUCUCCGACCCGCAGAAACGAGCACUCUAUGAUGCGCGAGGAGAGGCUGGGCUACAGGAGGGAGGCGGCAUGGGCGGCAUGGAUCCUCAAGAUCUCUUUAGCCAGCUGUUUGGCGGUGGUGGCGGUUUCUUCGGCGGCGGCCGGUCACCAGGACCGCGCAAGACUAAGGACCUCCUCCACCGCAUUACCGUCUCGCUCGAAGAUCUGUACAAGGGUAAAACCUCCAAACUCGCUCUUACGCGCAGCGUCAUCUGCUCGAAGUGUAAUGGCAAGGGUGGCAAGGAGGGAGCUGUGCGGACUUGCAACACCUGUAGCGGUCGCGGUAUCAAGGUCACCCUUCGUCAAAUGGGCCCCAUGAUCCAGCAGAUGCAAUCGCCCUGCGACGAAUGUUCCGGAACGGGGGAGAUCAUCAACCACAAGGACAAGUGCAAGGUUUGCAACGGCAAGAAAGUGGUUUCGGAGAAGAAGAUCAUAGAAGUCCACAUAGACAAGGGUAUGCGGGCGGGUCAAACUGUCGUCUUCCAUGGCGAGAGCGACCAGGCUCCUGGUGUUGCUUCCGGGGACAUCGUUAUCGAAAUCAACGAGAAGCCGCAUGAGCGCUUCCGUCGAAACGGGGAUGAUCUUCAUACCGAGGUCGAAGUGGACCUGCUCACUGCUCUUGGUGGCGGUCAAAUCGCUAUCAAGCACUUAGACGACCGCGUCCUGAUUGUAAACCUCGUGCCUGGAGAGGUUAUCAAACCUGGCGACGAGAAGGUCAUCCGAGGUCAGGGCAUGCCCUCUCAUCGGCACCACGAGCCCGGCGAUCUCUUCGUCAAACUAUCCGUCAAAUUCCCCGAUCACAUCAAUCCCGAGUCGGUUCCGUUCCUAGAGCAGGCUCUACCGCCUCGAAAACCCAUGGAGAAAUACGGGAAGAACACAUUGUUAGAGGAGGUAGACAUGGAGGAGCUGACCCCGCGGCAACGCGAACAGAUGGAACAGGAAGCUAUGGAAGAGGAUGAUGACGGCCAGCCGCGGGUGCAGUGCGCAAACCAGUAGCCGGAUGGAUGCCUAUUUCUUUCGUUUUAUAGACUGAUAACUCACGCUGCUUGCUAUCGCAUUACUGUACAUGUGCAUCAUUGGCAUCAUUAUAGCACUUAUGACUCGUCUUACACAUGCGUGCGGGAACCACGAAAAGCCAUCAAUCCCAUUUCGUCUCUGGGUGCGCCUUGAACUGCUCGUAUAGCUCGCGGUUGAAGAACGAAAUCUCUGUCUCAUUCUCGAAACCUGCGUCAGCCAGAAUUUGGUUGUCGUCGUGCAAUAUCCAGUCAUCGUGGUCGAGGUUGAUGAUCAAGUUCGUCGUCUUCGCUCCGUGGGCCUUAGUAUACAACUUGAAGGUAUCUAAAACAACGUUCCGAUAUGGCUUCCACCCUGGCUGCGUCUGCACCGCUGUCGUAUGGCGAUGUCGGAUGUGCAAGAAGUUCUCGAUCAAGAGACUUCACGCAGUACCUUGACGUGCCAUGUCCUUGAGCUGACCGACGGUGGUGGUCUCGAGAUUAACAUUGUGCAAGAUCAAUGACUUCUCCGUCCUG
Molecule: messenger RNA, 1742 nt
Organism: Punctularia strigosozonata HHB-11173 SS5
Lineage: Eukaryota; Fungi; Basidiomycota; Agaricomycetes; Corticiales; Punctulariaceae
Exons: 10
Coding region: 16-1209 (397 amino acids)
Biological process (GO): response to heat; protein refolding
Cellular component (GO): cytoplasm; nucleus; cytosol
Molecular function (GO): Hsp70 protein binding; ATP binding
Source: RefSeq, a predicted model, not a curated record